GAUGCAGCAAUGGACCCCAAACCAAUCCCACCCUACUACUGCUGCUAUCUGCUGCGCUCGACAGGGGGAGGAUUCCAACGUCCCGCGCUCUACAUCGGCUCAACCCCCGACCCGCCCCGGCGUCUUGCACAGCAUAACGGGGUGUCCAAGGGUGGUGCCAAACGCACAGCCCGGGAUGGAAGACGACCGUGGGAGAUGGUUCUACUCGUGGAAGGGUUCGCUAGUCGGGUAGGAGCUCUGCAGUUCGAAUGGGCCUGGCAACAUCCGGCUGCGUCUCGCCACUUAAACAAGUCGAGGAAGAAGCCGAAGGAAGGAAGGAAACCGCCCGCUCGUCGGACCCGGUUGUCACUGCAGGCGCAUUUGGAGGACCUGCAUCUCCUGCUGCGGACGAGGUAUUUCGCCGCUUGGCCGCUUACUGUGCGGUUUUUCGCCGCCGAUGUCCACCGCGUGUGGAAAGGUUGGUGCGAUCGUGUCGACGGGGUGGUGCCGCGUCAUAUUACCGUCGUCGGGGAUGGGGAUUGUGAAGAGGCGCCGCUGGGGCAGCAGGGUGCUGGGAAGUCCAAGGUUGGCGGGGUUAAGAAUAUCCAGACGGAUUAUGCCCAUAUCUACGGUUAUUUGGAGAAAGGAAUGGAUCUAGCAGAGAAUCUGGCAGGGUUACAUUGCCAUCUGUGCGAGAUCCAGUUCAAUCAGGAGGAUCUGGUCACUGUGUGUCCACAGGCGAGCUGCAAAUGUGUCACUCAUUUGAUAUGUCUAUCUACGAAAUUUCUAGAUCGAGCUAGCGACGAAGACCGGUUCGUGCCGCUAGAGGGGAACUGCCCAGCGUGUAAUGAAACAGUGCCGUGGCAACUUCUGAUGCAGGAGUUGAGCAUUCGAACCCGAGGGAGAGUCAUGUUCCAGGCUAUGCGAAGGAAAGAAAAAAGAAAAGCUCAAAAGGGAACCAAGAAGGGGUCAAACAUGCCGGAGGGAGUCCAAUACUCAGCAGCGCCUGUGACUGAUUCAGAGACUGUGCUUGAUCUGUCUCAAGCCCACGCGCACGUUUCGGACGAGGACAACCUCUCCUUGGAUGAUAACUGGGCCGAGUUAUUGAAUUCUGAAUCAGAACCGGAGACCAAGACGAACCCCCCGAGAGUCGAAAUUGUUAUAGAAGACAGUGAUCUCGAUGACGCGAUCUCUUUGGGCUGA
Aspergillus ochraceoroseus IBT 24754 is the source of this 1182-nucleotide messenger RNA. RefSeq names its product structure-specific endonuclease subunit SLX1. Gene Ontology annotation, cellular component: Slx1-Slx4 complex. The annotation marks the transcript as partial. The record is from RefSeq and is a predicted model, not a curated record. Gene Ontology annotation, biological process: double-strand break repair via homologous recombination. NCBI's taxonomy places the organism in Eukaryota, Fungi, Ascomycota, Eurotiomycetes, Eurotiales, Aspergillaceae. The transcript has 2 exons. Gene Ontology annotation, molecular function: crossover junction DNA endonuclease activity; 5'-flap endonuclease activity.